This is a messenger RNA of Porites evermanni, 4543 nucleotides long. The record is from the annotation of a GenBank genome assembly. NCBI's taxonomy places the organism in Eukaryota, Metazoa, Cnidaria, Anthozoa, Scleractinia, Poritidae.
AUGGAGGAACUCAACAGCGAUGGCUUAGAAACGUCCUCAACAAGACAAAGAAAGGAUCCGUCUCUUGAAUCCAAAACUGAACGUUUAAAGCCUCCUCACUCAUAUAUAGCGCUCAUCGCAACCGCGAUUUUAAACUCGCCAGGAAAGAGACUGACACUUACGGAGAUCAACGAGUAUUUGGUUCAGCACUAUGCCUUUUUUCGAGGCCCGUACCAGGGAUGGAAAAAUUCCGUGCGGCAUAACUUGUCGUUCAACAAGUGUUUUGUUAAGAUUCUGCGCGACCCCGCGCGUCCUUGGGGCAAGGAUAAUUACUGGACAGUUAGUUCUCUGCACGAUUAUCUCUUAGCUGAUGGGACUUUCAGGAGAAGAAGAAGAAGAAAACCCAAAAGAAGAGAUGAAAGAAAUGAGUUAGGCCACAACAUUCUAGCAGGGCAGAUUUCCCCGCGAAACGAUGUGAGAGAGUUUGGGAUGCACGAUAUGCAAGGAAACAUUCUAAUGAUGCCCACUCCUUUUGAAGCCGUGAGAGCGCACUCUGGCGUCGUACAUGGUUUGCACAGUCCUGCUGCUCCCAAACAGUUCCAAGGAUCGUUCUCUAUUGACAGCAUUUUAGCAGAUGAAAAGACGAGGGCAAAGGACAGAGCGCGCGCGAGAAGAACGAGUGAAACAUUUCCUGUUACAAGUGUGCUUAAUCCAAACAUUGGUAAGUUGAAUAGUGAAUUGAAAUUUCCGGUGUUUCGUUUUGAGUUUACUUUUUCCGGGAGUGGGCUCAGUCAUUUGUGCGAGCAUAAGUGUUAUGUUGAUUGUGAAAUUGUUUCCAAACCCGUCUAAACCAAAUGCGCGUUUCAUCAUUCGGUCAUAAGGGGAACAUCACAAAGAAUCUCACUAGGUAAACAGUCUUCAUUUAUCGUAAACUUGUUCAAAUCACAAGGCAGUUUAAUUCAUUAACAAGGCAAUAUUUCUGCAAUUAUUACAUAUUUCAAAUCAGAGCACACUUUUUUUAGUGGCCAAGUUCAGUGAAGAUAAGAUACCCGGCGAAGUGGUAAAGUGUAGGUGGAGGAUUUGCGCUCUCGGCUGUUCGUAUAGUGAACAUACAAUUUUUAGCGACGUGUAAAAAAAAUAAUUCGAAUAAAAUUCAAACACACUUGACCCUAUUUAAUAGUCUUUUUCCGUAUGUAAACUCGAGUGAAGAUUUACAUGUUGUUGGUAAUUCAUAGAAAGUCCAACAGUUUACAUCUCAAGAAAAAUUAUUUUGCGCGCACUUCUAGCACAAAGUGGCAUCGCUUGCCGAAAAGCUCUAAUUUCAGACGUAGUUUUGACGUAUAUUUCCCGUACCGUAUUGUAUCAAUAUCCAACGUGUUAAAUGCUAUUUUGUAAACUGUGGCCUCUUUUCCAUUCCUGUGGCACACGCCUUACUGAAAGAUGCAUACUGAACAGUAUUAACCUCUGAAUAGAAUGGGCGUUCUCGAAACCAAGGACUUAAAGGAAACGGGAGCCAACAAUUCUGGAAAUUUUAUUUACACAAUUAUAUUCAUCCAAUAUGUUUGUAAUUUGCGGCCACAGAACAGUUAAAUAACCUUUUUUCAUGAAUAGUGUGAUUGCACUAAACUGAGUUUGCUAAAAAGUAGUUGAUUAACCACGCUGAACGUGAGUCGUGGCAAGUUCCCAGUGGUAGUUCUCCUAGUACAUUCUAUCAACUACAAUCAAGACCCUCCCGGUCUGUAUAAAUGUUUUAAAGUAAUCUUUUUUUGGCAUGGGUUCUGUGUAAGAACAAAAAUCAUCUUAAGAAUAAUAGGCGCAAACAGUGGCCAAAAUGAUACAAAAUAAAAUAAAAUAAGUAGUUGAAGCAAAAUAAAACAGGCCAGUUCUAUGUUCGGGUAUGCCGAGAUGGUAAGCUGGACAAAAUCAAUGUACAAAAUUAGACUUUUGUUAGAAAACAAGUCUUGGAGAUCAAAAGGAAGAAUAACAACCAUCUUCAACCAUCAUCUAAUUUUCAGUUUUUUUAAAAAAACAGUUUCCAAGAACAAAGCUAAAACUGAUUUGACCUUCGUACAAUACUUAUUAUGUCGUAAGAGGUUUCAUAUAUAGUCAACUCGCAACUGUGCUUUGAAGUAAACCAACUGAAGUCAAACCGCAAUAACAAAAACACUAACACAGGGGCACCCAACGACAAUUUUCGGAAAAAUAUCUGUUCGGAAGACGAUUUGAGAUCUAGAAUUUUCGGAACAUUUGUUGUAAAAUUACUUGCUUGCCUGCCUCUCCUAGGAUUUUCGAACAUCUAAAAAAUGGUAAAAUUGCCCAUUUUCAACGGAUUUUUACCCUAAAAAGGUCACCUAGAAUUUUCGGGAGCCUUUUUUUCUGGCUGAAAUUUUCGAACAGGUAAGUUUUGAUCCCUAUAAUUUUCGGAUCACUAGACUUUCAGCUAGGAAAUCCGAACAGAUGAAAAAUUUAUAGGGGAUAAAAAUAUGCCCAUAUUCACCGUUUAAAUACUAAAACACGUUUAACAAUGCUAUGUUUAAGUGGUUUUAAACUAUAUUCUCGUUGGGUGCCCCUGACUAACAGAUAUCUAUGAAACUAAUUUUGAUGAAAAGUUACAUGGCUUCCGAACUGUGGUCCUUAAAUCGUUUUUCUAGCAAAACACGUAAGUUUAGAGUUUCAUAGUGGCGGUAUACGUAGGGGAACAAGGGUGAAGUGGAAUAGUCAGCCUAGAUCGGAUGUGAAUGAAAUGUUUACGCAUCGAAUCUCAAACUUUAAACCUUAAAAUAAACUGAAUUCUCUUGAUUUGAUGACUGAACGCUCACAGCAGGGUCGCCAAGAGAAAAAUGUGCGGAAGGGAUCAUUCAUAAAUUCCAUCUAGGUCAAAAAUCGUGAUUGCGUCCAGCAUGCAAAAAAAGAACCUAUUGUGCACCUUUGCAGGAUUAACAUGUCGGCAGCAAGACCAAGAACAGUUUGUUUUAGAAAGGCCAUUAGUUUGCCAUAAUGUGGGUCUUUUUCUGCAUCCUUCAGUUAUACUAUACUAUUAUUUCUUACUUGCUACCUAACUUUAUUAUUGUAAUUUGUGGAUUGUCCAUGCAAAUUUUGCGAUGAUCAGAUCAGGAAAAAGGACCCGGCCUGAUCGCAGAUCGUCGUAGAUCUGAUCUAAAACCCAGGUUGAUGAUGAAAAGAAGAAUUUAGAUAAACGUUGGUUACCAUCUUAUUAUAAUUUAUCAGGCGUUUUCAGCGAAUUCUCGAGUUGUAUUUUCCUUAGUUGUUUAUUUCCUUAGUUUUGCUAGUUGUCUUUAAAUAAAUGUUUCGUUAUAUAGCAAAUGAUACCGAAUAACUGAAGCCUGUCUGUCUAGGUUGUUGAGAUGAUGAAAGCGGGAUCGAAACGCAUAAAAAAAAAACAAUACUUAAGCAUACGCAUGAAAGAGUGUGACUUGCAAUGAAUAGGUGGAUCAAUCACUCUCACAGAACCGAAUAGGAUCGUGGCUCAGAGAAACAGUUAAACGUACUUAAAUUGGUUCUGGACCAUCAGAGUUAAAACGUGCCUAGUACGAUCGACCCUCCACCAACAGCCACCUUUCUACAACGACCACUUUUUUUUGUCCUGGUGGACAAAGAACCCAUACAUUGAUUCUUGUUUAAACCUCUCUAAACGUCGGCCACCUAUUUACAACGGCCACUUUCCUCUGUCCCCAAGGUAGCCGUUGGAGAGUUCAGCUGUAGUUGAAAUUACUAUUUCUUUGGCAACUCAAAAGAGAGCUUUUUCAAAGUUAUGCCUUUCCGUACUGUUGAUCUGUCUUUUCAUUGAAAUCUGGCAAAUUUUGGGUGGUGAAUUAUUGUUUUAGUAGGGAAAUUUGAAGGCUCGACGUACGAACUAUGCAUCAACACGAAAAAGCGAUGACAAGGCUGAGUUGUUCAGUUUAAUAAACGCCGGGAAAAAAAAUUAUUCAAGUUGAAAAAAUUAAUCAUGGCACUGUCACCAACUCGAGGACGACGAUUAAAGCAAUCAGCGCAAUCGUAGCCCUUGUCGACUAAAGACACUAAACGGUCUUGUCCAAGCUUGUUCUUGAGUUCAGGCCAGCUAAUAAAUCAUAGUAGUAAGACCACUUAACACUUCCUUCGUUGGUUUGACACUGAGGCAAAUCCGACGUACGCCGUUACGCAGCAGAACUUCUGCCCUCAUUUUAUUUUUUGCGCUGAGAUAAGUGAAGUACAAUCUGAUGAGAUAUAUCUUUGUUUUUAAAGAGGUUAGAAAAUUUUCUUUUAGGAGAAGACUGGGUGUGACUGUUCUUAAGAAAAGCUGGUAACUUAAGCAGGACUGAUCAUUUUUCUUUCUUUCUCAACAGGAUCGUUCUCAGCGUCUAGAAAUGUUGUGCACUACUGUCGCGGCCCUACUCAUCAAGAACCAUCUCUUCACUAUCAGAGAUCUGAACAUUUAUGCACGCCGGUGAGUCCCAACGCUUUUACAAGUGGAUGCGGUGGUGCCGCAGAGAUGUGGACUUCAUUUACAUGCCAGUGCUAUCAUUCCUGCGCUGCCUCAACGCAUUUUCACGCUUGUUACUGA